Podarcis muralis (Common wall lizard) is the source of this 2407-nucleotide messenger RNA. RefSeq names its product zDHHC palmitoyltransferase 22 (gene ZDHHC22). The record is from RefSeq and is a predicted model, not a curated record. NCBI's taxonomy places the organism in Eukaryota, Metazoa, Chordata, Lepidosauria, Squamata, Lacertidae. Gene Ontology annotation, molecular function: palmitoyltransferase activity.
GGGGGGGAGCAGCAGCUGGCCCGGGGGCUUCGCGGCGCACAGGGCUGGCUGGUGCUGAAGGAACAGCAGCUUCCGCUCCUCUCCAGGCUUCCAGGUAAAUAUGGGGACGGCGGGGAGGACCUAUCCAAGCAGCGAGCAAGGGGACUUCAAGGUGAAUUCCACGCUCCUUGCCAGACAGAUAGCCAGACGGAGCUGACUGGGGAAGUGGAGACUCCUGGCAGGUCCCUCGCCAAGUCACCCGCCCGCAGGGCUGGAGCACAGAAAAGUUCCCAGCGGCGACCAUCAGAUCCGGGGAGCGGACAGAGUUCCUCGCCUCUCCGCAACGAAGGCAGCGCCUAAGUUCGCCUUCCCCAUGGACAGAGGCAAGGGGCGGCCCCUCGAGAACAGGCUGGGGCGCUGGGGCGCCUUGUUAGCGAUGUUCUCCCACAUCUGAAGUACGUGUGUCGUACAUGGAUUUGUUUUGGAAGAGAAAGCCAAGCGUGGAGAGCUGGGAAUGUAAUCCACAAUGCUAGUCCUCAGGUUCCUCAAUGUGGUCGCUCCUGCCUACUUCCUGUGCAUCUCCUGUGUGACCUUCGUCCUCCAGCUCUUCCUCUUCAUCCCCAGCAUGUUCAAAGACCCUUCCGCCACCCCGCUCUUCUGCUCCUCCGCUUUGCUGCACGGCGCCCUCUUCCUCUUCCUCUCGGCCAACGCGCUGGGCAACUACAUCCUGGUGAUCCAGAACACCCCCGAGGACCUGAGCAAGGGCCUGAACUGGGUCGGAGCCGAUGGGGUGGCCCCCGACUGGCCCGAUGGGAGCUGCCCCCCUGGCUCGGCCUUACCCAACACCCACUUCUGUAGACUGUGUGCCCGGGUCACCCAAAGGCAUGACCACCACUGUUUCUUCACAGGGAACUGCAUUGGGAGCAGGAACAUGAGGAACUUCGUCAUGUUCUGCCUGUAUACUGCUUUGGCUUGCCUGGAUUCCUUGGUGGCAGGGCUGGCUUACAUUUCCACUGUGCUCUCCACCUCCUUUGCCAACCCACUGGCAUUCCUCACUCUCCUGCCUCAGUCCAUCAGCCAGUUCUUCUCAGGAGCUCUGCUAAGCUCGGAGAUGUUUGUCAUCCUCAUGCUAUACCUCUGGCUGGGGAUCGGACUCGCCUGCGCCGGCUUCUGCUGCCACCAAAUGCUGCUGAUCUUGCGAGGGCAGACGCGGUACCAGGUGCGGAAGGGGGUGGCGGCCCGAGCCCGUCCUUGGAAGAAGAACCUGGAAGAGGUCUUUGGGAAGAGGUGGCUGCUUGGACUGCUCAUCCCCGUGCUCAAUGUAGGAAGCGACUAUCACAGGCAGAAGGAGCAGUGACGCCGCCCGGCACACAGGUGCGCACACGUACGUGCACAUGCGUGGGCCAUAAGGGAGUUGCAGCACUUUGAGGCACUUCUCGUUCCCUCCCCACUUCUCAGCCUUGCCACCUACAGGAAGGGAGGCAACUAUCAAGCUAGCUGGGCUGAUUCUGUAUUUUAGAAGGGGAAAUUGUGGCCCGUGUUGUAUGUGAAGCUACAGCAGUAAUCUCUGGGUUGCUAAAAGCGUUCAUCAGACCCACCCUUGGGACUCUGAAUCAUUUUCUCACUGUGCCCCUUCUCACAAUCUUCUCCCUUCCCACCUUGCCUUUCAUGCUUAACUUGCCGUAGGAGUAGCAACAACAACAUCCCCCACCAUCUCAAGGUAGUCUGCGUUGCUCUGAGUAGGCUGUGAGCACAUCAGAGACUCCUGUGGGAUUUGCCCAAUCUGUUACUUGAAAGCUUCUUCUCUUUUUUUGCAGUUUUUCAACUGACCCCAAUAUAGCAAGGAGCCAGUUUCACAAGAACAGCAGAGUGUGGUUGGUGAAGCACUUUAAGGUGCAAGGAAUGACAACUGCUGGGGAGGCAGAUGGUCUAUGCCUGCACACUUCAGAGAUGACAAGCAUUUCCCUGCCCACUUCCUAGUUGCUCCCCUCCACUCCAACACCCAGGAACGAUGGUUAGCAGCCUGAGCAUGUGGCUUGCCCAGGGUAGCAGGUCUGCUGGCUGAUUUUUAUUUUUAUAUUUUUUAGAGAAUGAGGUUCGUUUUCAACCCACUUGCCCCGAUCCCUGACACAUAGAGCUGUUCAAAGCCCAUCUUGCCAAUAGGGUGAGGAAACAAGCGUAUUUGGGUUGAGCACAAUGAUGGCAGCAGGGAGAGCGGGCAAGUGUACGUGAAUGGAGUGACUGAAUGUAUGAAGACAUUAAAGUUCUGGACUGUCUUAUACUGAGGCAGAGCACCGGUCCACUGAGCCCACGAUUGUCUGACUUACAGGGGCUCUACAUCAGGGGUAGGCAACCUCAGGCCCGUGGGCCGGAUGCUGCCCAAUUGCCUUCUCAAUCCGGCCUGUGGAUGGUCCAGGAAUCAGCGGUU